Molecule: messenger RNA, 2017 nt
Organism: Apis dorsata (giant honeybee)
Lineage: Eukaryota; Metazoa; Arthropoda; Insecta; Hymenoptera; Apidae
Product: GTP-binding protein 2
Exons: 8
Coding region: 206-1936 (576 amino acids)
Biological process (GO): translational elongation
Molecular function (GO): translation elongation factor activity; GTPase activity; GTP binding
Source: RefSeq, a predicted model, not a curated record
GUGUUUGAGUGUAUAAGAAUGGAUUGGUGUAGCUGGUAACGCAAGCAGAUCUUGAUUCAAUCAUAUUCGGUCAAGUGGUGAAAAAAACAGAAGGGAAAGUAAGAGGUUCGCAUGUGUUAUUCAACUUUAGAAUAGGUGUCAAACAUAAUUUCCAUUUCGAGAGUACACGUCUGUAAAGAGAAAGCUACUGUCUGUAAAAUGCAAUAUGGAGUCAUUUUUCGAAUUGUUUGAUCCAGAUAAUGAUAAGAAUACUCGGAAAAAUAUUUGGAAUAAUUCAGAAAAUGAAAUAAAUCGAAUAUCAGAUUGUGAAAAUUUAAGUAGUGAUGAUGAUCAAGAGGAAAGGCUACCACCAGAACCUGAACAGGGUAAUAUUGAAUAUAAAUUAAAACUGAUAAAUCCAUCUAGUCAACGAUUUGAACAUCUUGUAACACAAAUGAAAUGGCGUCUUAGAGAAGGUCAUGGAGAAGCUAUAUAUCAAAUUGGUGUAGAAGAUAAUGGAAAAUUAACAGCUACAACACGUAUACUACGUCAAAGACUUGCCAAUUCUAAAAAUAAAAAUAUGUCCACAUGCAGUAACAACAAAGAUGAAAGACAGGUAGCAGAAGUUUUAGUAAAAAAAUUAAGAAAAGGAGAUAGGGAAGAUCAAGAUAGUAUUGUUGAUUUGAGACUUGCUGUCACUGGUGCACAGGAUGCUGGAAAAUCAACUCUCUUAGGUGUAUUAACCCAGGGUGAAUUAGAUAAUGGUAGAGGGAGAGCAAGGCUAAAUAUGUUGCGUCAUCUUCAUGAAAUAAAAACAGGCCGUACAUCAUCAAUAUCGCAUGAAAUUAUAGGAUUUGACAAUGAAGGACAUGUUUUAAAUUAUGCAGAAAUGGCAACAGCAGAAGAAAUAUGCGAGCAUGCAUCAAAAGUUGUUACAUUUAUAGAUUUAGCUGGUCAUCGCAAAUAUUUAAGAACAACAGUACUUGGUCUUACAGGAUAUUCACCUCAUCACGUAAUGUUAGUUGUAGCACCACCUAUGAAUGAAGCGUCGCAAGAACAUAUGGCAUUAUGCCUUACAUUGAGACUUCCAUUUUUUAUAGUUGUAAACAAGAUUGACCUUGGUUUUUGUAGUACAUCCGAAACGAUAAAUCAGUUAGAAAAUGCUAUUAACGCACAAGGAUAUUCAAAGCAAUUGAUAAUGUAUAAUAAUAGUCAAAUAUCGUGGGAUUUUGAAUCAGAUAUAAUACCUGUAUUUAAUGUAAGUUGUGUUACUGGAGAAGGUUUGGAAGAUUUAACAAAUUUCAUAAAAAAUUUGUCACCAUAUAAUGUAAAUUCUGCAGAUUCAGAUUCUGAAUCGUGUUUAUUUCAAAUUGAUGAAACUUUCAGAGUAGCAGGUUUGAAUGAACCUGUUUUGGGAGGAUUACUCGUAAAAGGAGCAAUUGCUCUUGGAACUCGAUUGUUAGUGGGUCCUUUACCAGAUGGCGAAUUUAGUCCCGUUAAAGUCGUUAGUUUACAUCGCAAUAAAGCUCCAUGUUGUCUAGUAAGAGCAUCGCAAAGUGCUAGUUUAACAUUAGCACCGUCGACAAACCGAAGUCCCCCUUUACCUCAUCUACGACCUGGAAUGGUUUUGAUAUCAGUAUGGGAUCAGCCUCAUGCGACACUUUUUUUUCAGGCAACCGUAUUAAUAGUAUAUCAUGCGACUGCAAUAUUUUCUGGUUUUCAAACAACUGUGCAUGUAGGAAAUGUAAGACAAACAUGUAUUAUAAAGGGAAUAAUGGACGCAAAGGACAGAGGUUUACAGACAAACGAUACAGCGUCUGUGCUAUUUAGGUUUGUUAACCAUCCAGAAUAUUUGCAUGUCGGUAUGCGAUUACUACUACGAGAAGGUCGUACUAAGGGAAUUGGCAAAAUAACACAAAUAUUUCCACUAAUAGGUCAACAGAACAGUAUGCAGUAAAUUAAAUAAAAUUUUAUUUAUAAAAAAGUAUUAGAAUGUGCAAAACGUUUACGAAGAUAUAAAGAAACUUAAUUACUUGAA